Messenger RNA from Penicillium waksmanii, 1680 nucleotides. RefSeq lists its product as uncharacterized. Gene Ontology annotation, cellular component: membrane. The transcript has a single exon. Lineage: Eukaryota; Fungi; Ascomycota; Eurotiomycetes; Eurotiales; Aspergillaceae. The coding region runs from base 1 to 1680 and encodes 559 amino acids. The record is from RefSeq and is a predicted model, not a curated record. Gene Ontology annotation, biological process: transmembrane transport; carbohydrate transport. Gene Ontology annotation, molecular function: carbohydrate:proton symporter activity.
AUGGGUUCUUCGCUCAAAUCUCUCAAUGUCGAGAAGACAGACAUCAGUCAUGUCGAGACCACUGUCGAAGAACCACUGCCAGCAAAACUUGAGGACCAGCAACCUUCGGAAAUCACAACCAAAGAGCAAUGGCGGAAGCUAUGGGUAGCUAUCCGGGCCGAAAAACGAUUCUGCUUGUGGACUCUCUACACCAUGCUUCUUGUCUUCAGCUGGGGCUACGAUGCCAAUUUAUCCGGCCUGGCCAUUGCCUUCCCCGAUUUUCGAAAAGCUUAUGGCAAUUACUACGCUGUCGGUGACGAGUACGUAAUUCCUGCCUUGUGGCAGUCACUGUGGAAUGCCGCUUCGACCAUCGGCCAGGUCUUUGGAGGCUAUGCCGCAGGGCAAUUCGCCGAUUUCUGGGGUCGCAAAGUCCUGCUUUAUGCAGCAGUCUUCAUUUCCCUCGGAUCAUCAUUUGCUCUUGUCUUUGCUCCAACUCUUCCGAUCCUCUUCGUCUCGAAGCUUCUUCUCGGUCUUUCGGUUGGUCUUGCAACGGUGCUCCCUCCUCUAUACGUCACAGAGAAUGCACCCACACACCUUCGCAGCAUCGCGUCGUCUCUUACCAACGUUGUCAUUGUCUUCGGUCAAUUCUGUGCGUCUAUCACUGGAUAUGGUGCUUCGGGAAUUCAGGGCGUUUGGUCUUUCAAGCUGGCUUUUGUCAUGACUUUCGUGAUGCCCGGCUUUUAUCUUUGCGGUCUUCCUUUCCUACCUGAAAGCCCUGUCUGGUACAUGAAGAAAGGUCGUGAAGAUGAUGCUCGCAAGGCUAUCACCAUGCUGUAUGGCCCUGGUGCUGAUGUCGAAGCCUGCAUUGAGACCAUCAAGUCAGAACUCAAACAGACUGAGAACGAGGUGUCCGCCGCCAGCCAGACAAGCUGGAAAAGCAUCUUCACCAAAGAGCAUCGCUCCCGUACGCUCGUUGCUGUGCUCGGCCUUCAAUCCCAGAACUUCUCGGGUGGCUACUUUGCCAAUACCUACCAGACCUAUUAUUUCCAGUUGAUCGGUCAAUCUGACUCCUUCCAAUUGACUGCGAUCUCUUCAUCGCUGCAACUCCUGUCAAACUUUGCUGCAGUCUGUCUUUCCGACAUCAUUCCUCGCAGAAAGGGCCUCAUUGGUGGAGGUACACUGCUGAUGUUCUGGUCUGUCAUCAUUGCUGGAGUGUCGAUGGCACCUACUACCAACACGUCUGCCAAUAUUGCCCUCCUUGCCUUUAUGAUUACUUGGUCCAUGAUUUACACGGCUACCGUGGGCUGCUACGGAUGGGCCGUGGCCCAGGAAACCGCAGCACAGGCCACACGCCCCAAAACCAUUUCAUUUGUUUUGGUCUGCCAGCAGUUGACAGCGCUUUUGUUAUCAUCUAUCUUUCCCUACUUUAUCAAUCCGGACGAACUCAACUGGGGUGGCAGGGUCAUGUUCCUGUUCGUUGGAGCCGAACUAUUCAUCUUCGCCGGUCUCUACUUCUUUCAGCCAGAGACAAAGAACAGGUCCAAUGCGGAAAUCGAUGCGCUGUAUGCCAAUAGGGUUUCACCGCGGAAGUUCAAGGACUUUGUUGUUGUUGAAGACCAGGUUAUGGAGAAGAAGAAGAAAGCUGGCUUGUUCGGCGGACUCGCUGACAAGGCUAAGCAUGUUGGCAAAUCCGUUUGUUAA